Molecule: messenger RNA, 3507 nt
Organism: Nerophis ophidion (straightnose pipefish)
Lineage: Eukaryota; Metazoa; Chordata; Actinopteri; Syngnathiformes; Syngnathidae
Product: metalloreductase STEAP3-like
Exons: 6
Coding region: 254-1729 (491 amino acids)
Biological process (GO): copper ion import
Cellular component (GO): plasma membrane; endosome
Molecular function (GO): cupric reductase (NADH) activity; ferric-chelate reductase (NADPH) activity
Source: RefSeq, a predicted model, not a curated record
GCCUCGGCAGUGUCGUCAUCUUAUCAGGAAGAGAAACGCAAGCCACAAGCUGGCGGCGUCGGAAGCCAGCAAAAAGGCGUAAAGCCAUUGCUUUUUCAUGCUAGAACAGAAUAUAAACCAUAGUUUUUGAAAAGUAAAUGCCAUUUUUGGCGAUACAUGCAUCGUACAAAACUACUUGGUCGGAGUUAACUUUUCUCGUGUUCGACCAAGGACGUCCAGCAAGGUGUCGUUACAAUAACUUAAUAAGCGCACAAUGCCGGAUGAGAUGCGAAGAGCUUUGAUCCGGAGCCGAGGUGACGCAGGAGGAUGCGGGCCUCUGGAAGGAUGCGCGUUUGAAGCUGGCGAUCAAGUGGUCGGCAUCUUGGGCACCGGCGACUUUUCCCGCUCACUUGCCAGGAGACUGGUGGCUUCUGGAUACCAGGUGGUCGUGGGGAGUCGAACCCCCAAACGCUGUCUAAUGCUGUUUCCCGAAGAGGCAGAGGUGACCUCCCAGCUGGAGGCGGUCAACAAGGCGGACCUGGUCUUCGUUGCCAUCUUCCCAGAGCACUACUCCACAUUGCAGGAGUUGAAGCCGACGCUGGCUGGGAAGACCUUGGUGGACGUUAGCAACGGCUUGCACGUCAAGCGAGGCGGGCCGUCACACGCAGAACGGCUGGCCGACAUGUUUCCUGAGAGCUCCGUAGUGAAAGGCUUCAACACAAUAUCGGCGUGGGUGCUUCAGACCGGACCUCGAGAUGGAAACAGACAGGUGUUCCUGUGCAGUGACAGCAGCCAUGCCAAGAGCUCAAUCAUGGCACUGUGUCGCAGGAUGGGCUUCUGUCCUGUCGAUAUGGGGCCGCUCUCCUCCUCUGUGGAGAUCGAAAACCUCCCCCUCUACCUAUUUCCUUCCUGGGGCACCCCCAUCCUCAUCAGCGUGAUCCUCUUCCUCUUCUUCUACUUGUACAACUUUGUCCGGGACGUCUUGCAUCCGUUCGUCACCGAAGGAAAGAGCCUCUUCUACAAAAUGCCCAUCGAGACGAUCAACGUCACCCUACCCUCCGUCGCCCUGGUGAUGCUGGCGCUCGUCUACAUGCCGGGCCUGUGUGCCGCGGCGCUCCAGCUCUGGCGGGGCAGCAAAUACAAGCGAUUCCCCGACUGGCUUGACAAAUGGCUCGUCAGAAGGAAGCAGUUGGGGCUGUGCAGCUUCCUGUGUGCGGCCAUGCACGCCAUCUACAGUCUCUGUCUGCCCAUGAGGCAGUCGGCCCGCUACAAACUCCUCAACGCCGCUUUCAAACAGGUGCAAGAGGGCGUGGAGAACACCUGGAGUGACGGGGCGGUGUGGAGGAUGGAGCUGUACCUCUCGGCGGGCAUCUUGGCGCUGGGAAUGCUCUCUCUGCUGGCCGUCACCUCGCUGCCCUCAGUGGCUGACAGCAUCAACUGGCGAGAGUUCAGCUUCAUACAAUCCACACUGGGCUAUUGCGCCCUGUCCAUGGCCACCGGCCACACGCUCCUCUUCGGCUGGGACCGCGCUUUCGACCCGGGCCAAUACCGCUUCUACCUGCCACCCACCUUCGUUCUGGUCCUGGUCCUUCCGACCACGGUCCUGCUGGGCCGCCUCGCCCUCCUGCUGCCCUGCAUGGCCCACCGCCUCCAACAGAUACGCCGCGGCUGGGAGAGGAGUCGGCACAUCCGCUUCAUUCUGCCCAAUGAUGGCUGCUACAACGGCCUGGACGAUGUCAGCAACGUUUGAUGUGCACCGGACAAAAAGUACAGCUCUUUCAUCGUGCCAAUUUGCGUGUAAUUUAAAAAAAAAUGUUGACCAUCAAUCUUUAACUGCAGGAUUUUGACUUCUAAUGUAUUCCUUCGUCCUGCUGUUUGCGUCCAACUGCUGCCCUCUACAAGCUCACGUGGUCUAAACUUGUCCACCUAUUUUAAAGAGUUUUGAUUAAAGCCUUUUCUCCUCUUCAAAUAACCUCCUGUUGAGAGAGAGUUAGUCGCUUGAGUCUCUUUUUGAGGUCACAAACAUUUAUGAUGUGUGGAUGCUGCCAUCUUGUGGCCCCAAAAGGACUAGUCACUUAAUAUCUGCUCCGGAUUUACUCCUCUCUGAUAGAAAAUGGAUGGAUAAUCAGUCCCAGUUUUACCACACCUUCCACCCAAGCCAUAAUGUACUCAAGCAGGGCCGGCUCUAGAUUUUUUGUGGCCCUAUUUAAGUCUUUCAUAUUACCAGUCACUUCCUCCUUGCAUCCGCGUCAAUUCAUGCAAAUUCGAAUUAUGUGCGGCCUCUCAAUUUUGUCUAACGUCUAUGCACAUGUUGACCAAUAAGCGUCCUUUUAAGCACUCAAUUUUAAAAUCUACCGUCUAAUCAAAGUAUGUUUGUGUCUUGUGUAGACGACGCAGGAACAACAACGUGCGACAAUCUAUCAACUCUUAAAUGCACCAUAGUUUUGUGUUCUUUCGAACUUCUAUCAAGGUUCCAUGAAUGUGCCACAAUUGUUUUUCCGAACUUUUAUCAAGGUUCCUUGAAUGUACCACAAUUAUGUGCUCUUUUGGACAUUAAUCAAGUUCCUUGAAUGCGACACAAAUGGGUUUUUCCGAACUUUCAUCAAGGUUCCCUGAAUACAUCACAAUUAUGUGCUCUUUCGAACUUUAAUCAAGGUUCCCUGAACGCACCACAAUUGUGUGCUUAUUCGAACUUGAAUCAAAGUUCUUUGAAUGCACAUCAAUUAUGUGCUCUUUCAAAAUUGGAUCAAGGUUCCUUGAGUGCACCAGAAUUAUAUGAUAUUUUGACAUUUAAUCAAGAUUCCUUAAAUGCACUACAAUUGUGUUUUUUCAAACUUUCAUUAAGGUUCUCGGAAUGCACCUCAAUUGUGUGCUCUUUCGAACUUUAAUCAAGGUCCCUUGAAUGCACCACAAUUAUGUGCUCUUUCAAACUUUAAUCAAGGUUCCUUGAACGCACCACAAUUUUGUGCUCUUUCGAACUUCAAUCAAGGUUCCAUGAAUGCGUGACAAUUGUGUUUUUUCGAACUUUCAUCAAGGUUCCUUGAAUGCACCACAAUUAUGUGCUAUUACCGACUUUAAUCAAGGUUCCUUGAACGCAUCACAAUUGUUUGCUGUUUCGAACUUUAAUCAAGGUUCCUUAAAUGCACCACAAUUGUGUUUUUUCAAACUUUCAUCAAGGUUCCUUGAAUGCGUCAUAAUUAUAUGCUCUUUUGAACUUUAAUCAAAGUUCCUUAAAUGCACUAUAAUUGUGUUUUUUAAAACAUUCAUUAAAGUUCUCGGAUUACGCCACAAUUGUUUGGUCUUUUGAACUUUAAUCAAGGUCCCUUGAAUGCACCACAAUUGUAUGCUCUUUUGAACUUUAAUCAAGGUUCCUUAAAUGCACUAUAGUUUUGUUUUUUAAACUUUCAUAAAGGUUCUUGGAAUACACCACAAUUGUUUGCUCUUUUGAACUUUAAUCAAGGUCCCUUGAAUGCACCACAAUUAUGUGCUCUUUCAAACUUUAAUAAAGGUUCCAUGAAUGCGCCACAA